GGCUGAUCGACUUUGACAACAAGCGCUCGUGGUUCCGUACGAAAGUACGAUCCACGGACAGCGACCGGACGUACGGAUCGUUGCGGUUGGCUGUACGGCGCGAGCACGUGUUUGAGGACAGCUUCUACCAGCUGCGAGGGCGGCCUGCGGAGGAGAUGAAGCUCAAGCUGAACGUGACGUUCCAGGGCGAGGAGGGCAUCGACGCGGGCGGUGUGACCCGCGAGUGGUACCAAGUGAUGGCGCGCGAGAUGUUCAACCCCAACCUCGCGCUCUUCGUGACGGUGCCCGACGGCGGCUCAACCUUCCAGCCCAACCCCAACAGCCACGUGCAGAACGACCGGGGCAUCUCGCACCUUGACUACUUCCGUUUCGUUGGGCGGGUGGUGGGCAAGGCGCUGUACGACGGUCAGCUCAUCGACGCCUACUUCACGCGCUCCUUCUACAAGCACCUACUGGGCUCGCCGCUGACGCAUGUGGACCUGGAGGCCGUGGAUCCCGAGUACUACAAGGCGCUGGCCUGGAUGCUCUCCAACGACAUCACCGACGUCCUCGACCUGACCUUCACCGCCGAAACCGAUUUCUUCGGCCGCAAGGAGACUGUGGAGCUGGUGCCAGGCGGUAAGGACCUGCGGGUGACUGAGACCAACAAGCGCGAGUACGUCAACCUGGUUGCUCGGCACCGCAUGACGACGUCCAUCAAGGCGCAGAUCAGCGCCUUCCUGGAGGGCUUCUGGCAGCUGGUGCCGCGGCACCUGAUUGCCAUCUUUAACGACCAUGAACUGGAGCUGCUGAUCAGCGGUCUGCCGGACAUCGACCUGGACGACCUGCGCGCGCACACCGAGUACAGCGGCUACAGCGCCACCUCACCCGUCAUCCGCUGGUUCUGGGAGGCGGUGGGGGACAUGGACAAGCAGGAGCGAGCGCAGCUGGUGCAGUUCGUGACGGGCACCAGCAAGGUGCCGCUGGAGGGGUUCAAGGCGCUGCAGGGCAUCAGCGGGCCGCAGAAGUUCCAGAUCCAUAAGGCCUACGGGGAUGGUUCCCGGCUGCCCUCCGCACACACCUGCUUCAACCAGCUGGACCUGCCCGAGUACGACAGCAAGGAGCAGCUGGUGGAGCGGCUCAAGGUGGCCAUCCAUGAGGGCAGCGUGGGCUUUGGGUUCGGGUAAAGGCACGGUACAGGGAGAAGGUAGACGCGCUGGGAGGCGGGCUGGGAGGCGCAGGGGUGGGGGUAGGAGGAGGCGUGAGGGUGGUGGGCACAUGUGGAGGGCAACAAGGAUGGGGGCAUCAGGGGGCGGUGAAGGCUCUAGUGCGAGGGUGUUGUUGUGCGCCCACAUCCUGCCUGGGCCUGGCUGCUUGGCUGCUAGUCGGUUUCGUUAACGGCAGUGUAGCGUAGUUGGAAGUUGAGAGGAGGAUGUAACUGCAGGUGUUGGCGUUGUUGUAGGAUGGCCCAGGUGCCUCCUGGCUCUGAUUGUAGCGUUUUGGCUGUGCUUCCGUUGAAACAUGCGUGUAGUAGUAGGCGCGGCAGGCCGAGAUGUGGGCUGGGCUGCACGAUAGUAAAAGUAGGUUUGGCUGGAGACACUUGGGCGUGCUGGGCUCUGGGACAUGGGACAAGGGAGACGGAGAGACUCAAAUUGUUGAGUGGGGGAGAGAUUGUCAAGAGCAAUAGGCUGGAACAGUCAAGGGUAGCGGUGGGGAGCGGGUGAAGCAGACACGAGU
This is a messenger RNA of Astrephomene gubernaculifera, 1716 nucleotides long. The record is from the annotation of a GenBank genome assembly. Lineage: Eukaryota; Viridiplantae; Chlorophyta; Chlorophyceae; Chlamydomonadales; Astrephomenaceae.